GCGGCGAUGGGCGAGCGGUCCGCCGAGCGCAGCAGCAGCGAUGCCGAGCCCAUGUCUGCGGCCACACGGAGCCGUGCUGGCAGUCGUGAUGGCUGUGAUGAUGGUGAUUAUGGUGGUGGUGUUGAUGAUUCAACGAGCAACGCCACUUCGUGCCAGGAUGACGGGAGCGUCAGUCGCUCGCCUGUCGGGACGCCUGUGAACCGCGGCUGCGCUGCGCGGCAGGAAGCACCGCGGUGGUCCACCUCCUCCUCCUGCUCCACCUCCUCCUGCUCCACCUCCUCCUCGUCCACGACGGGAGCCGCGCCGCCGCCACGCGGAGCGAGCUCCACCUGCGCCAUGCCCUGCGUGCUCUGGAACUUUGCCCUUCUCGUCCUGCUCGCAUGCACCGGCAGCGCGCGAGGUGAACUGUGCGGAGGGUUGCUGAAGGGCAGCAACGGGACGGUGGAAAGCCCCGGCUACCCCUACGGAUACCCCAACGGGGCCAACUGCACGUGGACCAUACAGACGGAGGAGCCCAACCGGAUCCAGCUGGUCUUCCUCUCCUUCGCCCUGGAGGAAGACUACGACCUGCUCGCCGUCUUCGAGGGCCAGCCCAGCCAAGGGAACCUGCGCAUGAGGUUGACAGGGUUUCAGAUGCCAGCACCAAUCAGCAGCUCCACCAACAUGCUGUCUCUCCGGCUCACGAGUGACUUCGCCAUCAGUGGACAAGGCUUUAAGCUGCAUUACGAAGUUUUGCAGAGCAGCGCGUGCGGCAACCCGGGCGCUCCGGCGCACGGCACCGUGCACGGCGCCGGCUUCGGCGUGGGCGACGCCGUCCGCUACGGCUGCGUGCCGGGCUACGUGCUGGAGGGGCACGCCGUGCUCACGUGCGUCUCCGGCGCCGAAAGCCUCGCCUCCUGGGACUUCCCCGUGCCGCACUGCAAGGCCGAGGGGGCUUGCGGGGGAACGCCGCACGGCCCCAGCGGCACCAUCAGCAGCCCGGGCUUCCCCAACGAGUACGACAACAAAGCGUCGUGCACGUGGCUCGUGCUGGGCGAGCCGGGCGACACCGUGUCGCUCGUCUUCACCGACUUCCAGCUCGAGGCCGGCUACGACUUCCUGGAGGUGUCCGGCGCGGAGCUCCCCUCUGUGUGGCUGACCGGAAUGACCCUGCCUUCCCCCAUCACGAGCAACACGCACUGGCUGCGACUCCACUUCACGUCCGAUGGCAGCCACCGUCGGAAGGGCUUCAGCAUCCAGUACCUCGUAAAAAAAGCGAUUGAUAUGAAGUCAAGAGGAGUGAAAUUGUUCCCGGGAAAAGAAAAUAAUCACAAGUAUGCCGUCUCGAGCGAGGGAGGCAUUGCCCAGGCAUCGAAUAUUUGCCCAGAACCAGAGGUUCCACGGAACGGAGCACGUUUGGGGUCCGACUUCAGGCUCGGUGCCACGGUGCAGUUCGCGUGCGACGAGGGCUUCGUCUUGCUCGGCUCCAAGAGCGUCGUGUGCCAGCGCCUGGCGGACGUGUUCGCUGCGUGGAGCGAUCAGUCUCCGCAGUGCAAAGCUCAGAACUGCGGUGAGAAUGUUCAAGGUCCCAGUGGGAUCAUCUUCUCACCCAACUACCCGGGCUUCUAUGACGGUGAUUCCCACUGUGUGUGGAUCGUCGCCUGCUGUCAACCCCGACAAGGUGAGGUUAUCCAACUCCAGUUUGAAGAAUUCGACUUGGAGAAAGGUUACGAUUCGUUGGUCAUCGGUGAUGGAGAUGAGCCGGGGGAUCCCAGAUCCGUCCUCAACGUUCUUUCAGGAGGCGAAGUACCUGACCUUAUAGUGAGCAUUAGCGGUCACCUGUGGAUAUAUUUGCAGACGGAUGAAACUAUUGGCUCACUGGGCUUUAAGAUUAAUUAUCAAGAAAUUGAGAAGGGCACCUGUGGAGACCCCGGAACUCCGGCCUACGGGCGACGAGAGGGCUCGUCCUUUGUGCACGGCGACCGGCUGACAUUCGAGUGCCACCCGGCGUUUGAGCUGGUGGGAGAGAAGAGCAUUGCCUGUCAGAGCAAUAACCAAUGGACAGCCAACAUGCCCAAGUGCAUAUUUUCGUGCUUCUUCAACUACACCGCGCCGGUUGGCAUCGUACUUUCUCCCAACUACCCGGACGGCUACGGGGGAUACCUCAACUGCGUCUGGCUCAUCAUCACCGAGCCCAACAGCCGCAUCCACAUCACGUUCAACGACUUCGACGUGGAGACCCCGUUCGACUUCCUGACCGUCCGCGACGGCGAGGAGGAGGAGGGCGACAUCCUGGGCACGUUCACGGGGAGCGCCGUCCCGUCGCACCUGUCCAGCAGCGGGCACGUCGCACGCCUCGAGUUCCACACGGACCACUCCAUGUCCGGCCGUGGCUUCAACAUCACCUACAACACCUUUGGUUACAACGAAUGCCACGACCCUGGAAUUCCCAUCAACAGCCGCCGCUUUGGAGACAGCUUUACACUCGGCAAGUCCGUCUUCUUCGUGUGCGAGAACGGAUUCAUGCGGACACAGGGCUACGAGAGCAUCACCUGCGUGCUGCAGGACGGGAAUAUACACUGGAGCUCAACCAUACCCAAGUGUGAAGCUCCCUGCGGAAGUCAUCUGACGGCGCCCAGUGGCACCAUCUUCUCCCCCGGAUGGCCCAGCUCCUACAGGGACUCCCUCACUUGUGAAUGGGUCAUAGAGGUGAACAAAGGGAAUGCCAUAAAAAUUACAUUCCAGAGGUUCCAGACUGAGCCCAACUACGAUGUGCUGGAGGUGCACGACGGCAGCUCGGCGUACUCCCCGGUGCUCGGCGCGUUCCACGGCACGCAGGUGCCACUCUUCCUCGUCAGCAGCGGAAGCCACCUUUUUCUGCUCUUCACGACGGACAGCAGCCACUCCGGGAUGGGCUUCCAGCUGCACUACGAACGGGUGACGUGGGACGCGCACUCCUGCCCCGAUCUGCCCGUUCCGGUGCACGGCCGGCGACUGGGGGGCGAUUUUUAUAUCGGCUCGUCCGUGGAAUUCUCCUGCGAGCCAGGAUUUUCACUCAGCCACGACCUUCCUCUGACCUGCCAGGACAACCACCAGUGGACACAGCAGCUGCCGACCUGCGACGCCCUGUGCGGAGGAUAUAUAAAGGCAUCGACGGGAACCAUUCUGUCACCGAGAUUCCCCAACUUCUAUCCCAAUUCCCUGAACUGCACGUGGACUGUGGAAGUGUCACAUGGCAAAGGGGUCAAGUUCACGUUCCACACGUUGCACCUGGAGAGCCAGCAUGACUACCUGCUGGUGACGGAGAGCGGCAGCUUCGCGUCCCCCCUGGCGCGGAUCACGGGCGCCGCACUCCCGCCGCCGCUCAGCGCCGGGACGCUCGGCAACUACCAGGCCCAGCUGCGCUUCGUCUCCGACUUCUCCAUGUCCUACGAGGGCUUCAACAUCACGUUCAGCGAGUACGAGCUCGAGCCGUGCAGGGACCCGGGCGUGCCGGCGCUCGGCUCGCGCCUCGGCUCGGGGCUGCUGGUGGGGGACGCCAUCGUCUUCUCGUGCGACGCCGGCUACCGCCUCGAGGGGGCGGCUCGCCUCGUGUGCCUGGGCGGCGGCCGCCAGGCGUGGAGCGCCCCGCUGCCACGGUGUGUUGCCGAGUGCGGGACGUCGUUGCGAGGGGACGACGGAGUCCUGCUGUCACCCAACUACCCGCUGGUGUACGGCAACAACCACGAGUGCGUGUACGACAUCGCGGUGACCCCGGGCCACGGCGUCCAGCUGGCGGCGGUGCACUUCCGACUCGGCCACGGAGAUGCGCUCACGGUGUACGACGGACAGGACGGCUCCUCGCGAGUCCUUGAAGCCUUCACCGGCACCGCCAUGCAGGACUCCGUCAUCAACAGCACCUCCAACCACCUGCACCUCGAGUUCAACUCGGACGGCGACGUGGUGGACGAAGGGUUCCGGCUUGUGUACACGAGCUUUGAGCUUCUCAGGUGCGAAGACCCGGGCGUCCCCGAAUUCGGACACGCCGUUGCGGACGAGGGGCACUUCGCUGGCAGCAGCGUUACGUUUGGCUGCGACCCGGGCUACACGCCGCACGGACGCACCGUGGUGACGUGCCUCACCGGGGAGCGGAGAGUCUGGGACUUCCCCUUGCCUUCGUGCGUCGCGGAGUGCGGUGGAGCCAUCGCGGGUGUGUCCGGGGGAACUAUCCUGUCCCCCGGGUACCCCAACACGUACGAGCACAACCUGCACUGCGAGUGGACCAUCGAGGUGAACCCGGGAUUCACCAUCAGUCUACACUUCCAGGUGUUCGACACGGAGGCGUCGCACGACGAGCUGCGCAUCUGGGACGGCGGCGCGGAGAGCGGCAUCCUGCUGCGUGAGCUCAGCGGCCCGGCGCUGCCCGACACCGUGCACAGCACGCUGCACCUCGUCACGCUGCACUUCGACACGGACUUCUUCAUCAGCAGGCCCGGCUUCGCACUGCGCUUCACCUCUUCGGUGGCGUCCGAGUGCCGGGACCCGGGCGUGCCGACCAACGGGUCACGCAGCGGCGACGGACGCCGGCCGGGUGACAGCGUGCUGUUCCAGUGUGACCCAGGCUACGCCCUGCAGGGACCGCCCCGCAUGACCUGCGUGCAGGCCGAGAGCCGCUUCUUCUGGCAGCCCUCGCUGCCCAUCUGUGUCGCGCCGUGCGGUGGUAACUUGACUGGCCCUGCAGGAUUCAUUCUGUCACCAAAUUACCCCCAGCCGUAUCCUCCCAGCCACGAAUGCCACUGGACAAUCACGGUCAACGAGGACUUCGUUGUGGCCCUCUCGUUUUUAAGCCUGAACCUGGAGGCCAACUACGACUUCCUGCACGCGUACGACGGGGGCGACGUGCUGGCGCCGCUGCUGGGGAGCUUCCACGGCUUGCAGCUCCCGGGCCGCGUGGAGAGCGCCGGCAACGUCCUGCACCUCGCGUUCCACAGCGACAAGACCAUCAACGCGGGUGGCUUCCACAUCGAAUACCGCGAGAAACCGCGGGAGUCGUGCUUCGACCCCGGGAGCAUCGCGAACGGUUCGCGCCUCGGCUCCGACCUGCGCCUGGGCUCGAGCGUGACGUUCGCCUGUGGCACGGGCUACUCGCUGCACGGCUACUCCACCCUGCUGUGCAUCAUGGGGGACGACGGGAGGCCAGCGUGGAACCGGCCCCUCCCAGCCUGCCGCGCCCCGUGCGGAGGCCACAGCACGGGCCAGGAGGGCUCCAUCCUCUCCCCCAACUACCCGGGCAACUACAGCGUGACGCAAAGCUGCAUCUACUCCGUCACGGUCCCCAACGAGCACGUUGUUUUUGGACAAUUCAAGUUUUUCCAGACGGGGCUGAGCGACCUUGUGGAGGUUUACGACGGCGCCUCGCAGAAGGCCGGACUCCUCAGCUCACUCUCUGGAGCUCACUCCGGAGAGACGCUCCCGCUCAGCUCCGGCAAUCAAAUCACGCUGACGUUCACGUCGAGUCACGAUGCAUCCGGAAAAGGAUUCCACUUUGUCUAUCAAGCUGUGCCAAGAACAAGUUCCGAUCAGUGCAGCUCCGUGCCCGAACCAAAGUUUGGCCAGAGGCUGGGGAACAGCUUCAGUGUGGAUUCUGUGCUGCGAUUUGAGUGCAACUCUGGAUACAUUCUGCAAGGAGCCAGGGCGAUCCAAUGCCAAAAGGUGCCCAACUCCCUGGCACAGUGGAACGAAUCCUAUCCCACCUGUGUCGUGCCCUGUGGGGGAAACCUGACAGAGCUAAAAGGGGCCAUUCUCACUCCGGGUUUCCCCGAGCCGUAUGAUAACAAUUUGAAUUGUGUUUGGAAAAUUACGGUGCCCGAGGGCGCUGGGGUGAAGAUGCAUGUCUUCAGCUUUGCUACCGAGCAGAACUGGGAUGCUCUGGAGAUAUACGAUGGAGGGGAUGCCAAUUCUCCCAGGUUGGGAAGCUUCUCCGGCACGUCGAUCCCAGCUGUACUGAACAGUACAUCAAAUAGCCUCUAUCUUCACUUCCACUCGGACAUAAGUGUGUCCGCAGCUGGAUUUCACAUCGAAUACACAGCCGUAGGCCUUGCAUCGUGUCCUGAGCCAGAGCUCCCAACAAACGGGCUCAAAGUUGGCGACCGUUACCUGGUGAACGACGUCGUGAUGUUCCAGUGUGAGCAGGGCUACACGCUGCAGGGACCCACGCAUGCCACGUGUAUGCCCGGUCCUGUGCGACGCUGGAAUUUUCCACCUCCUCUCUGCAUCGCUCAGUGUGGCGGAGUGCUCACCGAGCUGACCGGGGUUAUUCUAAGUCCGGGAUUUCCGGGAAACUACCCCAGCAACCUGGACUGCACCUGGAAGGUUCUCCUGCCCAUGGGAUAUGGCGCUUACUUCGCGUUUGUGAACUUCUCGACGGAGCCGCUGCACGACUUCGUGGAGAUCCUGAGCGGGCCCCCAGAGGCGCGGGAGGCCAUCGGGCGCUUCAGCGGCGCGCGGCCCCCGGCGCCGGCGCUGAGCACAACGCACGACACGACGGUGCACUUCCAGAGCGACUACUCGCAGAACAAGCAAGGCUUCCGACUCUCCUUCCAGGCCUACCAACUGAGCUCGUGCCCUGACCCGAACCCUUUCCGCAACGGGCUGGUGAUGGGCGCCGAGUAUACCGUGGGAAGCUCCGUCUCCUUCCGCUGCCUGCCCGGCUACACCCUGGUGGGCCACCCCGUCCUGUCGUGCCGCCACGGACGCAGCCGCAACUGGGACCACCCCAUCCCCACCUGCCAAGCUAUGUGCGGAGGAAACAUCACGGACCUGAAUGGCACCAUUUACUCUCCGGGGUAUCCGGACGAGUACCCGGACUUUCAGGACUGCUACUGGCUCAUCAAGGUACCGCUGGGAUACGGCGUAUUCGUCAACUUCACGCAGCUGCACACCGAGCCUGUCUACGACUACAUCACCGUCUGGGAUGGACCGGACCAGGACUCUCCGCAACUGGGCCAGUUCAGUGGCAACACAGCGCUGGAGUCGGUGCGCAGCACUUCUCACCAGGUCCUCGUGAAGUUCCACAGCGACUUCUCCACCAGCGGCUUCUUCGUGCUCAGCUACCAAGUUUAUCAACUGAUGUCGUGCGUGGUGCCCCCCACUGGGCCCCACUCUGAAGUUCUCACCGAGACCGAGGAGUUCGCAAUAGGUAAUGUGAUUAAGUACAGAUGUUUGCCUGGGUUCACACUUGUCGGAAAGGAAGAGAUAACAUGCAAACUUAAAUCACGCCUCGAACCAGAUGGGACUCCACCGUCAUGUGAAGCUCAGUGCCCAAACAACGAAGUCCGCACUGCGAGCUACGGCGUCAUUUUGAGCCCCGAGUUUCCAAGAAACUAUCCAAACUUUCAGACGUGCGCGUGGACGGUAUCCGUCGAGAGGGGUUACAACAUCACCGUGUCGGUGGAGUUUUUCCAGAGCGAGAAAGAAUACGACUUGCUGGAAAUAUUUGACGGCAUCAAUGGCGAGAGCCCCGUGCUGCUGACUUUAAGCGGCAACCACUCACACCCCGUGAACGUGACCAGCCACGGCCACCACGUCCACCUGCGGUGGGCGGCCGACCAGGCCACGAAUAAGAAAGGCUUCCGCAUCCGAUAUGGAGCGGCCUACUGCAGCACCCCCCCACCGCCCCAGCACGGCUCCCUGCAGAGCCAGAUCGGGGGCCACGUGGGCGGCACGGUGCGCUGGGUGUGCGACCCCGGCUACCGCAUGGUGGGGCGCGGCUCGGCCGUGUGCCGGAGCACGCCGCGGGGCUGGCUCUACUGGGAUGGCCCGGUGCCGGCCUGCCAAGCAAUAACAUGCGGUGUCCCUAACCUGCCGGACAAUGGCAUUGUAGUAGGAGCUGAGCACACGGUGGGAUCCGAGGUGACGUACCGGUGCAAUCUGGGGUGGAUGCUGUUGCCCGGAGAUUCUAUCAGUGCCGAGUGCCUGGCAAGCGGCGAGUGGAGCAACAAGAACAGGCCCCCGGUCUGUGCCGUGAUGACAUGUCCCAGCAUCAGCAGAUUCGUGUUGACACACGGGAACUGGCGAUAUCUUGGCGAGCCCAAAAAUGAGUACAGGUCGCAGGUGCUGUUCGCUUGCAACCCCGGGUACCACCUGCAAGGCCUCAAAACCAUCACCUGUGAAGCUAACGGAAUGUGGAGUUGGCCUUCUAAGCAACCGCAGUGUGAAAUCAUAUCGUGCGGCGAGCUGCCGACGCCUCCCAACGGAAAUAAAGUUGGCACGCAGACCUGUUUCGGUUCCACCGCCAUCUUCUCGUGCAACUCGGGAUACACGCUGGCGGGCUCGCCGGGGAGGGAGUGCCUCAGCACGGGGCUGUGGAGCGGCACCGACGCCAGCUGCAUUGCGGGCCACUGUGGGGUGCUGGAGCCCAUCGUGAAUGGGCAGGUGGUCGGGGAGAGCUACGGUUACAGGGACACGGUCGUGUACCAAUGCAGCCCUGGAUUUCGUCUCAUUGGCUCCUCCGUCAGGAUUUGCCAACAGGACCACAACUGGUCUGGGAAUUCGCCAGCGUGCGUGCCAAUCAGCUGCGGACACCCGGGCAGUCCUGUGCACGGCAUCGCUCACGGCGGCCGAUUCAAUCUGGACGACGUGGUGGGUUUCUCCUGCGACGUGGGCUUCGUAAUCCAUGGAGCAGAGAGCACUCAGUGUCUCCCCAGCGGGCAGUGGAGCGACCCCUUGCCGGUUUGCAAAGUGGUGAACUGCACCGGUCCGGCGCACGUGGAGAACUCCUACCUGGAGAUCAAGAACAAAAACAAAAUGUUUCCCUACGGGACACUCGUGUCGUACCACUGCAAGCCGGGCUACGAUCUCAUGGGUUCCUCGACUCUCAGCUGCCAGCCCAGCGGCCAGUGGGACAAGCCGCCUCCCGUGUGCACCGUGGUGAACUGCAGUCACCCAGGCUCGCCGCCGCACGGCAUCUUGGCGGCCGAGGGCUUCACGUACGGAUCCUCGGUGACGUACUCGUGCUCCGAGCGCAGGACGCUCCUAGGCCACUCCACGCGCACGUGCCAAGCCAGCGGCCACUGGUCUGGCUCCACGCCCCUUUGCUCUGGCGACGGCCACGGGGCGUGCGGGGACCCCGGGGUGCCGCCGCACGGCUCCCGGCGAGGCGGUGCCUUCCGGACGGAGAGCGUGGUGAGCUUCUCGUGCGACGACGGCUACGUCCUGCGCGGCUCGGAGCGCCGCUCGUGCCUCGCCAACGGCAGCUGGUCGGGGACGCAGCCAGACUGCAGAGCGGUGUCGUGCGGGAAUCCGGGCAUCCCCAUGAGCGGCGUGAUGGCGAGCUGGGCCGGCGCGGUGUUCCCCGACUCGGUGACGUACGCGUGCCGGGACGGCUUCCGCAUGCUGGGUCAGCGCACGCGCCACUGCUCCGCCAACGGCACGUGGAGCGGCAGCCUCCCCAGCUGCAUCGUCAUUACCUGUGGCGAUCCUGGAACGCCGGCUAACGCGGUACGGACAGGCGUGGACUUCACCUUUGGCCAUAACGUCACUUACCGGUGUCACCCGGGCUACACCAUGGAGCCCACAACUCAAAGCCAACGUGUUUGCACCAAGGAAGGCGUCUGGUCUGGAAAUCUGCCUCUGUGUAAAAUCAUCCGGUGCCAGGAGCCGCCGCUCGUGAUGCACGGGAGGCGGGAGAGCGGCGACUUCACCUGGGGCUCGGUGGUCGCCUACGGCUGCCUCGCGGGCUACCAGCUCUCGCACAGCGCCACGCUGUUCUGCGAGGGCCGCGGGGAGUGGACCGGGGAGCUCCCUCAGUGCCUCCCCAUGUUCUGCGGAGACCCAGGCGUCCCCGCCAACGGCGAGCGACAAGGCAGGAGUUUCACCUUCCAGUCGGAGGUCUCCUUCACGUGCGCCUCUCCGCUGGUGCUGGUCGGCUCUGCCAAGCGCGUGUGCAUGGCCAGCGGGAUGUGGAGCGGCACUCAGCCGCGUUGCAUCGAAGCAUCUCGCACGACCUGCACCAACCCUGGCACACCGCACAACGGAUUCCAGAACUUCUCCCUGGGAUAUCAGGUUGGGAGCACCGUGGCGUUCGAGUGCAAGAAGGGGUUCCACAUCCAGGGGUCAACUACUCGGACCUGCCUCCCCGACCUCACGUGGAAUGGCCUCCAGCCCGAGUGUGUCGCGCACAGAUGCAGCCAGCCGGAGACUCCAGCCUACGCUGACGUCCGGGCGCAGGACGUCGCGCAGCUGGGCUACACGCUGCUCUACUCGUGCCAGCCCGGCUACUACCUGAACGGCGGCUCCGAGCACCGCACCUGCGACCCCGAGGGUGCCUGGUCGGGAAAGCCGCCCCUCUGUCACGCUGGAAUAAAGCAGAAGGAGAAGACGAGCGUGUCUCUACUUGGGACGACUGGAUUCAAGCCGGCGGUGCCCGACAGCAUCUUCGCCGAGAACCACACGUGGAGAGGAUUCUACGACUACCUGGGGAAGAAGCAGCCACUCUCCCUGAGCGCCCCCGAGUUCAACCUGAGCAGUUUCCGCGUGAACCUCACCUUCUCGGAUCGCGCCGUCGAUCUCCGGCUCUCCGGAAUAUACAAGCGGCAAGAAGCCAGACUGACGCUGCACAUAUUCACGAUCACAAGCCAAACGCAGACUUCUGCCACGAAAUUCAAGGAUGAAAACUGGGUCAUGGAUGGAUACGUGUCUGCGGAACACGGAAGCUACGUCUAUCAGGGGUUCAUCCACGCGAAAGGCUUCGGGCAGUUUGGAGUGCAGCGUCUGGGCCUAACGGAGCCUGGGGGCUGGCGAGAGUCGGGCGCUACCCGCAGGGGCACCAGCAGCAGCUCCGUGGCCAUCGCCAUCCUCGUGCCAUUCUUCGCUCUCAUCUUCGCCGGCUUCGCCUUCUAUCUGUACAAGCAGAGAACGAGGCCGAAGGCCAGGUUCAGAAGCUGCACGGGACACGAGAGCUCCAACGGGCAAGCGUCGUUUGAGAACACGAUGUACGACACGAACGCAAGGCCCGGCGAGAGCAAAGCGGUGCGGUUCGACCCGGCGCUGAACACGGUGUGCACCAUGGUAUAGCAUCGCCCGGCGCAGUCCGCCGCAACACCCUGUGAAGUGACUCUGCCGAUGCGUUUGAAGUUCCGGAGAGCCGCUCACAAUCUGUGGACUGUUGAAUGAGGUUUGUUUUUUGGGGGGCUCUACGUUUCACUUCAUGCUCUCAGACACUUCUGAGACAGAGCGCGAAAGAGUGUUUCGGUUCUGGCCCGCAAAAAAAAUGAUCUCUCCAAAACGUCUAUUUAUUUCGGGCAAACAUUUUUAACGGACGUCGGGACAGAAGGGCAUUUGCUCGCGCGUGCGUCGUGUCACACGCCAAACGGGGGUGCGUGCGCAGAGGAGGAGGAUGGAAAUACAAUAUAUAUUUAAUUAAACGUUUUAAAGGCUGGGGGUUUGUUUGUUUCUUUCCCAAGAGUCACAUUGUAUUUGAUGAGUAACAUUCAAAACUGUCGCUCCUUCAAGACUCACGUGAAAGUUUUCGGAGGAAUGGCAUCGAAGUCGCCGACUGUGAUCUGCAAGUCACCGGGGUAAUUGUGACUUCAUGGUGAAGGGUUCUCCCGCUGCAGGAAGGAGUAGUUGUAGGUAUGCCUGGAUUGUUACGAAAGGGAUGCGAUGCAGUUCUUCGUCAAUCGCUGCGGCUUUCCCCCCCGUUAAUUUAAUACAAAAAAUUCGGGACGUGUUUCUCGGAAACAGUCGUUCCGCCUCUACUCCUGACCCAAAACAAUACGCGCCUCGAUCACUUUUCACAACGCAACAAAAAGUCAUAAUAAAAAACGUAAAUAUUAAAACGAUUGAAUAAUAAUAAUGAAUUUAAAAUAAACAAAUGUAGCCUUUUCAGAGAACUCGCCGCAAGAUCUGCUGCAUGUUGCAAUGAGUGGCGAGGCGACGACGGUGGAGGCGUUGCUGCUGCACUGCAGGGACGCCGUGACGCUGACGCGGAUGACGGCGCCGCAGCCUCCCGGGGGGCUUCUCGUUUGAUGAUCUCACGGCGCGCGUGGCCGUCGUGAAAUUUCGUUCGUGGGGAAAUUCGCGACCCGAACGUUCGUAAACCGAGGGAUACCUGUGCAGUCCACAUCUCCCCACUCGUCACCUUCGGCUUUGAUAAUUACAGACGUGUAAAGUUUUGACAUGGACACACAACGUAAUGAUGCUUAACAAUUAUAUUUCAUUCAAGUCGCCGUCUCGCAAUUAUGCUUGCUUUUAUUUUAGUUUUUCACGUAACUUUAUAUUUGAUAGAGUCUUGGUGGUUCCCAGUGGAUAUACCCCACCUUAGAUUUGAAUUCUCACAGCUGAAAAGAAUAAUAACAGCACGUGUUUAGCCUUGAAAAGUAAUCGCCAUAGUCCAUGUCAAGAGUGUCUUUCAACCGAGUCAGUCAUGUAGAUGCCUCGAGGAUUACUCGACUAGACACAAACAAUUGCUUACAACUUACCACCACGCACUCAGCACCCACGCACAAAGCUCACACACGCACAUACACACACAACACACACACAGCAAACGUACACACAUAUCACACACAUUGCACACAGCUUACACACAAAGAACGGACUCAUCAAAAUGCUCUUUAUGAUUUACAAAACAUUUUAGGAGCAUUUUAGAUAAAACAAAUAUAUAUAUAAUUUUUUCACAAUAAGAUAAACUAUUUGACAGGCGGAGUUAAGGAAUGUGUUUAACCAGCACAGAUUUAAUUCUACCGUUUCGACUGUCCUCUUGCUCCCAAGUUCUGCCUACACUUGCGGUAACAUUACCAAGUGUUCAUUUGCUUCAACGCAUUACUUGUUAAAGCAGCGGACCUUCUCAACUUACAAUGAAGAUCAAACGUGUAAUUCGACGGAAUGAUUUCCGUCAGAAAAUGUCAAACGUGUUCACGGUUUUCGGAUGCUCUGUCAGCUUCUCGUGCGCUGUCCUCGUUCCGCGAGUUGGUGUGCACAUCCCGUGGGCGCGUUAUUCCUCCGUGCAAUCUUUUUUUUGGGUCAAAUUUAAGUUGGACAUUCAGAGGGGGGGGGGGGAAGCGCUCGUUUUAGUGAUGUGCCAAAGUUGAGAAACUCAUUGUAAGAUAUGUGUAUAGCCACAAUACUACAGCUUGUCACCCUCAUUGCAUUUUGGUACAGGAUGUUUAUAGUAUGAGUUUCAAUCUAAUCUGCAUUUCAGCUCCACGCAGAAUACCUAAAUGUAUCCAUCGCUUACACUUUAGAUAAGUGCUUCACCUCAGUAUCAUUAAAAUAGCUGUACAAAGUUAUUUUGUACAAAAAUAUCUAUUUUUAUGACGAAACAUAAAUGCUUAACUGAAAUAUUUUUCAUUUCAGGACUACCGUCAAGUAGAACGAUGACAUUUGCGACAGUCUGCAGUGAUGUUCUCCCGGUUUGUUUCGGUUGUGUCCUCGAGUAAAAUCAUUCACCCCGCCCGCCAGAUCCUUCUGCAGCCCAGUGAGACCACGAGGCACGUUCUCAUCACGCUGUAAGUUCAUGGCUCAAUGCGGCCUCAUGUCACAGUUCCCAAAACAUGUAUACGUUUGCAAAAGUGCGGAAAUAUUCAAAGUCUAAUGUGCAAUCCGGGUUGUACUGCAUGUGCUUCAGUACGAUAUGCAGCGUGGUGAGUGUGGUGGUGGUGAGUGUUUGGUGGUGAGUGUGGUGGUGGUGAGUUUUUGGUGGUGAGUUUUUGGUGGUAAGUGUGUGGGGAGCGGUAGUGUCGCGUUUGGCGCGCCACGCUACAAACCUGGCGAACCGAGUUCGAUUCCCGCUCACGGCCAACACCGGCGACCAUAAUCUGAACCGGUCCUGGGCCUCCCCUAGGUCGACUCGGCCUCAAAUGGAUACCUGGUGUCGGUGUGUAUUAAACAUCGCCACUGGGGAGACAAAGGCGGUCGGUCGGGCGUGAUGCUGCUGGCUACUCGCCCCCUCGUGUGCCGUGCCGGCCUUCAUAGGUGCUCGCGAAACAGCACUUGCCCCAACAGUGUUCAAGGCUAUCCGGGGGGAUCUUUGUCUUUGGUGAGCGUGUGGUCGCUGCUUGAUGUGCGCAGCAGCAGAUGGCAGCAGUCCCUCCGGUCUGCGGCGAGCUGAUUGCACUCGGCUCCUCAAGAAGCUCAAAACCCGGCACGCGGAGCUUAGUGUCACCCACACCACCCCCAAGUCAUUCCAGACGAUGCGCGCGGUGCAACGCGCGGGAACAUCACAGAGCUGGGUUGCAGCGCAACCUCGAGACCUACGCAGCAGCAGCAUAUUAAAAGUCUACACGACGAAAAUGGCAGAUGAUAAACUCUCCACAGUAGAGGAGAUUUUUUUGUUGGGGGGGGGGGGGGGGUUAGAUCGAAUAAAUAUAAAUGUGUCGUUCAACCCGCCACCACCCGACAGCCAAUUAGUAAGGUUUGUCACGUAAAUAAAACCCACCGUGUCGUGGGUUUACUCUGCAACACACCGAUGUGCUGACCUAGUAACUAAUUGGCAUAUUUUAUUGACACAUUUACAUUUACGCGAUUUAACCCAAAAUACCUCUUUAAUGGAAAUUGGUCGCGAAAGCCUUCGUGUUAAAAUUAUCAACUCUGCGUUAACCUAAACAUAGGGUUUCUUUUGUUUCCUUGGCCAUUAUAAAAUAUACGACUGACGGGAGAAAACGCGCAUUUUAUAAUUGUUAAUAAAAUAAUGGCAACAUUGUGUGGGAAAUCAUUUGCACACAUAUCUUUUUCCAUAAACCUCAAUACAUGCUGACUUUCUGAAAGUGAGCCUUGUGAUUGAGCCUGAGGGUGCAAUAAGGCCACUCCUCUGGCACCUGGGGGCUGCGGUGUCUUGCCAGGGGGUGAGAUUGCAAGGUGUUUGAAGGUAGAAAGUGUGUCUUGUGGUAUAUAUGAUACACAACCCCAAGGUGUGCUUGGCUUAGCCUUGCUGUGUCGUAACAGAUACCUCUUUUCCACUGCACAAACCGAGCCGUUCCGGGUCCGUGCCAAGCUAGCCCGGCGUGACUCAGGAGGCGUCGGGUUUUUCCACUGGAGAACCCGCACCGUGUCGCUGCAUCGCACGCAGUAAACGAGUCGAGUGUUGAUUGACGCGGUGGCGAGAUAUUAACUACCUCGCCUGGUGUACGCAAGGAGGUCGUGGUUUCGAUCCCGACCUGGACGCCUGUAUAUUUGGAGUUUGCAUGUUCUCCCCGUGGUGACGUGGAUUUUUCUCCAGGAACUCCGGUUUUUCCUUCCACAGUUAGGAAUAUGCGUUUAGAAUGUUUGGCUGCUCUCAAUUUCCACAUGAUAAGCCACUUCGUUGAGCUAUCAUUUGUGAUAGCCAGGUCGCUUCUGAACAAAAGAGCUGUACAGUAUAGCUUUGUGGGAAUUACCUGAUAAAAUAAAAAAUAUUUUAGUUUUUAAGAAAAUCUUUAAUAUUUGAGUAUUAUAUAUUUUAAAAAGGUGAACCAAGCUCCUGGUCCUGCUCGGCCCUGAGCCAGACUCAGACGUCUCUUUGUCAGGCCAGAAUUUUCACGGUUUAGUUCUGGCUCGGCUGGGCAAAGAGCCACUGGAGGCACCACCCAUACUGUGAAGGGCCCUCACUGGCGCGGCUCGGAUGUGAUGAUGGAAAAGGGGGGGGGGGGGGGGGUUAGAGACCCCAAUUUCACGGGGUUUCGUUGGCCUCGGAGCAAGUGGUGAUAAUAUAAUUACAAAUAAUAUUUUCGACGAAAAUUUGCAAACAUCGUUCGUGUGGUUUUGUAGAAUGUGACAUUACCUUCUCAAACAUUACACGAUAUGCAUUGUGUAUAUUCCAUUUUUUGUCCGUUCGGGUAAUUAAUGUUUCGCCAGAGACCUGUACAUAGUAUUUUAUACAUUGUAAUA
Messenger RNA from Lethenteron reissneri (Far Eastern brook lamprey), 15822 nucleotides. RefSeq names its product CUB and sushi domain-containing protein 3-like. The record is from RefSeq and is a predicted model, not a curated record. NCBI's taxonomy places the organism in Eukaryota, Metazoa, Chordata, Hyperoartia, Petromyzontiformes, Petromyzontidae.